AUGCCUUCCAGCUUUGUGAGCCUAACUCCGCUCAUAAGAACAGAAACUGGGAUAUACUGCCAUCUUCUGGAAGUAGAUAAUGUAAAGAUUCUGAUAAAUUGUGGAGCAUCUUACACAAUGGACAUGUCUAUCUAUGCCCCUAUCCUUCCCCAGAUACUUUCCUGUGAUGCCAUCCUCUUGACAAGCUUCGGCAUCAAUUGUAUCGGAGGCCUACCCUAUAUCCUGCAGAACAACUAUUAUAACAAAGUCUUUUCUUCGGUACCGGUUAAGGUUCUUGGGAAGAUAUGCCUGGACGAGCAUCUAAGAGGAAUGGGGUUGGAGGCAGAAGUAGACAUUGGAUGCUUUGAAAGGAUAUCGGAGAUAAAGUAUUCGCAACCAACGAUGGUAAACGAUGUCGAGAUAUGUGCAUACAACUCUGGAAAUUCCAUUGGAGGAUGCUUGUACAAGAUAAGCAAAGGCGCAGAGAAAAUUGUUGUUGGGUUCAAUGCAAACCAUCGAAAGGAGAACCAUCUUGAUGGGAUGGGAUUUGCUGGAGUGGGAGAUUGCAGUCUGUGUGUGUUUAAUGGAAAUCACGUUCUGGCCGAGAACAUCUCGAUUGCGAAGAGAGACAAUAUGUUCAGAGAAGCGAUUGGAAGCGCCCUUGAUUUGGGAAGAAAAGUGAUUUUGCCAGUGAAGUAUUCACGAUUUCUUGAGGUUGCUUUGAUACUCAACAGUUUUAUGGGGCAAAGAAGUGAAAAGAUUGCAUGCCUGUCAUACUUUGGGCAGAGAUUUGUAGAAAGAGCAAAGUCGAUGAUAGAGUGGGCUGGAGAGAAGGUCUCCUCCAUGUUUUCUGAAGAGAAGAUCAACCCAUUUGAAUUUGAAAAAAUCGAGUUUAUAGGACAUUAUCGGGAUGUUUCUGAAUUUGAUGUUAUAAUUGUGAUUGAUGAGUAUGUGCAUGGAGGAAUACUCACGACGGUUCUUCACAAGUUUAAUGAUGAGAACAAUGUUGUUUUUCUCACAGAUCCCAGGAUGGAAGCCAUUAUCAAAAAAGAGUCGUUGGGGAUGAAGUGGUAUGACUUCAGGCUUGUGGAAAGGGUAAAUGAGAAGAAAAGGGGGAAUGGAGACAUUGAGGCCUCUGUCAUUAUAGACGAUGCACCUGAUGCAAAUGGAGCCGAGACACAUUGGUCUGAAACGAGAUAUGAAGUAUGGUGUGAAGGAGGAGAUGAAGUCUUCCCGGCGGUAUCAAGAAGGAGGGCAUAUGAUGACUAUGGGGAGUACAUGGACAGAUCAUUGUUCGUAAGUGAGAUUCUCUCUGCAGAAGAAAUAUCUGAGGAAAAGAUGGAGAAGGAGGUGGUAGUAGAAGAAAGAGAGGUUGCAGGGGAAGGAAUUGUUUUGAAAUACAGAGUUGAAAAGAUGGACUUGAUGGGAAUCUCGGAUUUGAACUCUUGCAAGAUGAUAAUAGAAACCAUCUCUCCAAAGAAACUUGUAUGCAUUGGAGAGGAUGAGGAUACAGAGUGCUUCUUCUACCAUACGUUCAAGUAUAUGCCGUGCUUUGAGGAUGUAUACAUGUGUAGGAGCAAGAUAAUUCUGUCCUCCGAUGUUUCUAUGGGAAUGGUGAAGCUAGAUGAAGGAUUCGACAGUCUGAACUACCAGAUGAUAGGGAAUGACACGGUGGGGAGUUUCCGAGGAGUCAGGGAUGGAGAUGUGGUGAGAUGCAUUGGAAACGGCCCCGGGGUGAUGAUAGGGCAUGUAGACAUUAAUGAGCUAAGAAGAAUGAUCAUCGAAAGGAACAUGAGGGUGGAGCAGGAGGAAAACGGGCUACUGGUUGAAGAUUGUGUGUGGAUUAGGAUAAAUGCAGACGGGCUAACGAUAGAUGGAAAAGACUCGGGAGUGUUUUAUGCUGUUCGUGAUGUUGUGUACAUGAACUCGGCCUUCAUAUGA
Encephalitozoon intestinalis ATCC 50506 is the source of this 1920-nucleotide messenger RNA. RefSeq names its product putative cleavage and polyadenylation specificity factor. Gene Ontology annotation, biological process: mRNA 3'-end processing by stem-loop binding and cleavage. Lineage: Eukaryota; Fungi; Microsporidia; Unikaryonidae. The coding region runs from base 1 to 1920 and encodes 639 amino acids. Gene Ontology annotation, molecular function: RNA binding. Gene Ontology annotation, cellular component: mRNA cleavage and polyadenylation specificity factor complex. The record is from RefSeq and is a predicted model, not a curated record. The transcript has a single exon.